AUGUUUUCCAAGAAUCGCCGUCGCCUCUAUAUCGCUUUCUACGUUCGCUCAAUCAGAAAUCCAGACGACGUGAAAUUCCACACCAGCCUUCUCGUCAUGCAGAAGUGUCCGGAUAUAGGGAGUAUGGAGCGCAAUACCUUGAAACUGGACGCCGUGAAUGACAUCACGGAAGACGGCGUGGAAUACUGGAAGUACAACUAUUCCAAGGACGAAACUUUGAAUGAGCUCCUUCAACAAGUUUACGUUUCUCCAAACGCGGACGAUAUCAACUGGCGUUGUCAUAAUUGGGUCUGGGAAGCCGUCGAGCAGCUCCUGGUGGCAAAUGAUAUAGUUCCUCCCCUUCCGGAUGGAAUGACAGCACGAGACGUCUGGCAAGCAAGCUACAGUCGUCUGGAGAACGACGAUUUCAACAACAUGCUCCAAGACCCCGUCCGGACCUUUGAUAUGCGUGGUAAAAUAACUAAGAGUGAAAUCGGGGCGAUCGACAAAUAA
This is a messenger RNA of Cyclocybe aegerita, 492 nucleotides long. Lineage: Eukaryota; Fungi; Basidiomycota; Agaricomycetes; Agaricales; Hemipholiotaceae. The record is from the annotation of a GenBank genome assembly.